AUGAAAAACGCUGUAAUCAAUGCUGUUGCUCAACCCUGCGCAAGUCCCCCCUGCGGCGUCAUGCAAGACACCCAGGCAACCCGGGAGAUGCCGAACUCAGAGCCAAUGCAGAGGAAGUCCGUACUGUCGCAGUCUCAGCCCAGAGGGCUUCCCGGUCCAGUCCCGCAAAAGAAGUCUGUCUCUCUACUUGUGCCCCCAGAACAUGUUCGCUGUCGGCAGGAUUCGUCAUCCAAACGCCGGCAGGCAGGACCACCCGAUGACCGGUCACCUGACCUGACGGAAGGGGACGCGUCGAGAAGGUGCGUACCCCCGGUAGUCCCACGAAUUCAGGGGGGCGCGGGCGGUGAGGGAGGGCGCCGAAUGGAGAAACAGGACACCCAAACAGGCGGCGGGGACGCAGACUCCACUUGUUCGGAGCACCUGAAAACAACAGCCACCAACCACAUUAAGAUGCUCAAAAUAAAGCAGCAGGUGAUGGAAACUGUUAUGCGCAAGCUACUCCAGUCUCUGAAGGAACUCAAGACAAACGAAGAAUCCAAUGGAAGAACCUGUGAGACUGAGAGGGAGCGCAGGCUGAAGGUGACCCGAAUGAUGCAACUGCUAAUGCUGCAGCGCAAAAACCUGCAAAUGCAGACUGACACUCUGACAGCCAGCCUCUCGACCCUCAAGAAAAAACACGAGCUUCUACGCAAACACUCCGAAGGCUGCAUUGUUGAGAAUGUUGAACUGAGUCAGGCCUUGGGUCAGUUGAGGUGUGAGAUGGAAAAGAAGGAUACUCACAUCAAGGGACUGAUGCAGUUGAGUGAAAAGUUGCAGAAGCAACUUGAAGUCCAGGCGGGCGCCGAGAUCGCUCUGGAGAAUACCGAGUUUGAACUGAAACGUCUCAAGAUUGACAACGAAAAUCUCAGGCAGGCAAAUCAACAAUUAGAAUGCAUAUUUGCAGAAAAGGUGAAAGAACGUGAGACUACCUCGCUGAUGAAUGCUCAGCUGAUGCAGGAUUUGGAGCGCAGUCGAGCGGAACUGGCUAAUGUGAGGAUACGGUGCGAGAAGGUCACUGCGGAGAACCAAGCCCUGCGAAACCAACUGGCCAUUUCAGAAGCGGGUACAAAAGAUCUGUGUCUUCGCAAGGCCGAAAUGGAGCAGCUCCGAGAACAGUAUGAAAGCCUGCAAUUCAGUCACCAGCGUCUACAGGCUCUUUAUAUUUCGGAGACGGAGACCCGACGAGCCCUACACAACCAGCUGCAGGAGGUGAACGGAAACAUUCGUGUGAUCUGUCGGUUCCGUCCCUCCACUGACGAGGAGGACAGUGAAUCCCUUUUCGAGUUUUGUGCGAUGGACAAGGUAUUUGUGGCUGGUAGAGUACACCCCAGUACGAAGAACUACAAGCGGCAGCUGGGUCUGGAUCAGCCGAGUGUAUAUUCAGCUCGAGAUGAGUACUUUUCUUUUAAUCGCAUCUUUCAACAGAAUGCCACCCAAAUGGACAUAUUUCAGGAGAUACGACCCCUAAUCGCAUCCUGUGUAGAUGGGUACAACGUUUGCAUCCUAGCCUACGGCCCCACGGGCAGUGGAAAGACCUACUCUAUGCAAGGAACAAAAACUGAGCCUGGAAUAAGCACUCGAGCAGUGAGGGAACUGUUUGACCUCGUUGAACCACUCCAGGGCGUCUGGAAUACUGACAUUAGCGUAGCAAUGUUUGAGAUACACAAUGAGGUCAUCUACGACCUGCUGGGGCAACAAAUUCAUCCGGUGCGUCUGUCAGACAACGGUCUUGAUGUGCGUCUAAUUGAUUCGCAAGAAAAAAUCACAAGCUCUGAACAAGAGACUCUCUACUGGAUUGAGAAAGGCUACAUGCGUCGCAAGAUGACAGCGACCAAGCUGAAUGUAGAGUCCUCACGUUCACACCUAAUCAUUCGAAUGCAGCUGGGGUUAACAAGCACAAUUGAUGGACAAAAGAGGUCCUCCACCCUGGUCUUUUGUGAUCUGGCGGGAUCCGAGUCGGCAGAACGCAUCGAUGCUAGUGGAUCACUGCAUGUGGAGACGGGGUACAUUAACAAGUCCCUGGUAACCCUGGCGAGAGUACUGGAAACUCUCCGGAAGCGAACGAACCUGGGCACGACUGCGCAGUUUUCCAACCUCGCCGUGCCCUAUCGAGAUUCGAAGUUGACUCACCUGUUGAAACCCUGUCUGGGGGGUCAGGCCAAAUGCGUCCUCCUUGUGACCGCGUCGCCGGAAACCAGUCACUUGGACAGGACUAUUAAAGCCCUGGAAUUUGCUCAGCGCGCAAUGCAGGUCGCUCUGGGCAAACCAUCAAAGAACUUGCGCAUUCUGGAGACCCGCAACAGCGCCAAAACGUAG
Spirometra erinaceieuropaei is the source of this 2355-nucleotide messenger RNA. The record is from the annotation of a GenBank genome assembly. NCBI's taxonomy places the organism in Eukaryota, Metazoa, Platyhelminthes, Cestoda, Diphyllobothriidea, Diphyllobothriidae.